Molecule: messenger RNA, 1328 nt
Organism: Nipponia nippon (crested ibis)
Lineage: Eukaryota; Metazoa; Chordata; Aves; Pelecaniformes; Threskiornithidae
Source: RefSeq, a predicted model, not a curated record
AAUGGGGACGGGGCUGUGUUGAGAGUAAUGUUACCAGUGCUGAGAGUGUGAGGAGGCUGCGUAUCGAUCCCGCUCUCACAGCCAUUGCGGUGCACCGGGCUACACAGGGACCCAGGCAGCGCUGGGGCCGGGCGGGCGGCCGGGGUAGCGUCGCGGGGGCUCGGGGCCGAGCGAGGGCUGCGUGCCGACUCUGACACGGAAAAUCAUCAAAAAUGGGCAAAGGCGAUCCUAAGAAGCCGAGAGGUAAAAUGUCUUCAUACGCCUUCUUUGUGCAAACCUGCCGGGAGGAGCACAAGAAGAAACAUCCAGAUGCUUCAGUGAACUUUUCAGAGUUCUCAAAAAAAUGCUCAGAACGAUGGAAGACUAUGUCUUCUAAGGAGAAAGGGAAGUUUGAAGAUAUGGCAAAGGCUGACAAGCUUCGUUACGAAAAAGAAAUGAAAAACUAUGUACCACCUAAGGGGGAAACAAAAAAGAAGUUCAAGGAUCCAAAUGCACCGAAGAGGCCUCCUUCGGCUUUUUUCUUGUUUUGCUCUGAGUUUCGUCCAAAAAUCAAAGGAGAACAUCCUGGUCUGUCCAUUGGGGAUGUCGCAAAGAAACUGGGAGAGAUGUGGAACAACACCGCUGCAGAUGAUAAACAGCCUUAUGAAAAAAAGGCUGCUAAACUGAAGGAGAAGUAUGAAAAGGAUAUUGCUGCAUACCGGGCCAAAGGGAAGGUUGAUGCAGGCAAAAAAGUAGUUGCCAAGGCUGAGAAGAGCAAGAAGAAGAAGGAGGAGGAGGAAGAUGAGGACGAAGACGAAGAGGAUGAAGAUGAUGAAGAAGAGGAAGAGGAGGAGGAUGAAGAUGAUGAUGAUGAUGAAUAAGUCUCUUUUAGAGCAAUUUCUUUCUUGUCUAUAAAGCAUUUAACCCCCCUGUACACAACUCACUCCUUUUAAAGAAAAAAAAAAAUUGAAAUGUAAGGCUGUGUAAGAUUUGUUUUUAAACUGUACAGUGUCUCUUUUUUUGUAUAGUUAACACACUACCGAAUGUGUCUUUAGAUAGCCCUGUCCUUAGUGGUAUUUCAAUGGCCACUAACCUUGCCUGGUACAGUGUGGGGGUUGUAAAUUGGCAUGGGAGUUUUAAAGCAGGUUCUUGUUGGUGCACAGCACAAAUUAGUUAUAUAUGGGGAUGUAGUUCAUUUUUCAUCUUCAGUUGUCUCCGAUGCAUCCUAAAAAUAAUUGUCGUUCUGUUAACUGAAUACCACUCUGUAAUUGCAAAAAGGAAAAAAAAGAGUUGCAGCUGUUUUGUUGACAUUCUGAAUGCUUCUAAGUAAAUACAAUUUUUUUUAUUAG